AUGGAACCCUCUAUGACGCCUCGUCUGCAAGCUAUUCUGGGACCUGUUACUGAACCUGUUACGGAGCUUCCUCUUGACUCUCCUUUGAUACGUCUUAUGGAGCCUUCUCCGGACAUUCUUAUGGACACUUCCCCAGACACUCCUGUGGAUCCUCUUUCUCCGGACUUUCUUGCAGAGGAUCUUAUUGAUAUUUCGAUUGAGCCAUCUAUGGAGCCUCUCAUUGAUCUGUCGAUGGAGCUUUCUAUGGAACCUCCCAUGGCUCCCCUCAUAGGACCUCUGAUGGACCUUGAUAUCGAACCUCCCAUGGCUCCUCUCAUCGGUCCCCUGAUCGACCUUGAUAUAAGCAGCUCUUCCGGCAGCAUCUCGGGGGUUUCCCUUGAAUCUCCACUGAUAUCUCCUAUGAAUUCUCGUCUCGGUUCUCCCAUGGAAACUGAUACGGACUAUGAUAUGACAUCCGAAUCUUCCUGCGGAUCUCCUUUCUUAUAUCUACCGGACUCAUUGGGCCUGUUUUUCCAUCUUCCCCCAGAAGUCCGCCUAAUAAUAUGGGAAUACCUCUUCUCAACCAUUCACACAAAACUUUUCAACAACGGGAAGCCAAACGCCAACCCUCUUUCAAUUCUCAGUGCCAGUCGUUACCUAUAUACCGAGGUCUCUUCUCACCUCUAUAAUAACUGCACCGAAAACAUACUCAUGAAACCCGCAUACGACGCGGAUGAAUGGAUGCGCAUCGAACUCGAAGCCACCAACAUGCACGUGGACAUAAUUCUCAAGGACAAAGCAGCCGCCGACAGACAUUUCCAAACCUUCCCACACCACAGAGCCAAUGUCAUAGUUCAUCUCAAACCCCCGAACAAAGACGACCCAGGCCAACUAGUCCUUCUGUGGAGGAAAUCCCUCGAAAUGGUCAAUAUAAUCAUGGAAACCAUCGCCCCACAUCCAUUCAGACUGACUUCAUACGGAUGGGAUGCAUCCGAGCCUCCAUCCCACUGGCAAUACACACAAGAAGACUUCUUCAACCUGGGCGGUCUCCAAGAAACCCCCCAAUCCCCAUUCGGUUACUUCCCAGACCACGACAUAAUCAUCCUCCCCUUCAUCCGUGCGCAACUAUGGUUCGAAAACCCUAGUACAGACAUGGCCGCACUCACAGACGAACAAUUCACCAAUCACUGCAAUCAAAUCAGAGGCCUGUUCUUCCCAGCCGGUCUGGAGCGCAGAACGGAAGGACUCUUCACUUUCACGAAAGAAACAGGCGCAGCUGCAAUCGAAAGAAGAAUUCUCGAAACAAACAUACUUUUAGAAAAUAGCCUGGACGAGCUCCCCGGUCACACAGCUUCCUUACUCCGCCUCGACCGCUUCAAACACUGGUUCGAGGACGGACAGAGCUGGGAAUCGAAAUAUCAGGUUGAAUACACUGCGCAGUUGGCGACGAACCCGUGGCUCGCUAUGCAUGCACUGGCAAAUUCGAAUAUGAGAUGCUUUACCCUCAUUCUGACCCACCAUUGGAUGCAUUGUUUGACCUACCGCGGUGCGGGAAAGAGAUUCGGCGUAUUUACGAAAUGGAGCUCGUGUAUAUGGUCAGAUAAAUUCCAACUUGGUCUUCCGCCACUUAGCUAUCUCUUCAAUCUGGUUACAUACCGAUGGACUGCGGAAGAGCAGGAUUGGAUCUUUCAUAAUUAUGCGGAAUGGAUUGCUGGAUUACCUAGGUACUGA
This is a messenger RNA of Penicillium bovifimosum, 1710 nucleotides long. RefSeq lists its product as uncharacterized. Lineage: Eukaryota; Fungi; Ascomycota; Eurotiomycetes; Eurotiales; Aspergillaceae. The transcript has a single exon. Bases 1 to 1710 code for a protein of 569 amino acids. The record is from RefSeq and is a predicted model, not a curated record.